Messenger RNA from Sporothrix brasiliensis 5110, 795 nucleotides. RefSeq lists its product as uncharacterized. Lineage: Eukaryota; Fungi; Ascomycota; Sordariomycetes; Ophiostomatales; Ophiostomataceae. The coding region runs from base 1 to 795 and encodes 264 amino acids. The record is from RefSeq and is a predicted model, not a curated record. The transcript is spliced from 4 exons.
AUGGACGAGCUGCGGUACCGCGCCCAGCAGCCUCCACUCGGCGACGCCACCAUGGGCUCGUUCGUUUCGCCGCCCCGGAACGGUGGUAGCCGCCUGCCGCAGCCCACUGCUUCCCACGACCCACGAUCUGUUCUACCCCGGCGCUUCACCACCGACUCGGGGCGCGUACCAACAUUAGCCAGCAUCGCUCCCCAACGUGCGCCCGAGUCCCAGGAGCUUGCAGCCUCGACGGCACUGCAUAAGGUCCAAUUGCUCGAGAAGAAAAGGUUAGAGUACGAAAAGCUCCGCGAACAGAAGCGCCGCUUUGAGGCCGAGAUGCACAAGCUGGACCAGCAGCAGCGCCGCGACGAGCAGGAGCUCGCCGCUAUGCAGGAGGACCUCGGCCGCCUCGGAGCCGUUGCUAUCGCCACGGGUCAUCAGUCCGAGCCCACAACACCCCCCGAGUACCGCGAAACCACCGCAUCCGGUUUCCCCUCCAUGUUCUCCCGCCCCAACCGCUACUCCACGUCCAGCCUGACUUCGCCACCGGGCAUCUUCAAUCGCCCCGGCCGGUCUGGCUCACAAAUUGCCUCGCCGCAGGCAGGUAUCAACAUGCAACCGCCGGCCUCUGCCUCUUCCUCGACAGCUUCCAACGCUCAGCAACAGCAGCAGCAGCAACAGCACGGCUUUGGUUUCGACGACCAGUUACCCUCACGGUCAGUGCCGACCACGCGCCGCAACAGCGACGAGGACGAGAAGGAGGAGGCUGUCCGCCAAGACCCCACGAGCCACCGCUCUACAAAUGCACCACCUUAA